CCUUGUCAAAGGAAAAAAUCUCUCUACCAAAGCAACCCUUUUUUAAAAUUUAUUUAAUAAAUUACUAAAAAAUUGUGAUCCUUAAAGAAAACCCGAGAGCCUCCUGUAUUUACGUCGUUUCCUUUUUUGUUCUUUUGGCGAAACUGUAAUGUCGUGUCUCUGCAACUCUAGCACCGAUGGAAUCCAAUGCGCAAUCUCCUCCAGGGUUUUUACAAAAAUUAAUUUUUUCAAAAUGUAACAGCCCUCCUCCAAAACCUUGGGAGCGAGUAGGUGCUGCUUCUGGGCCGACACCUUUUAAGCCCCCAUCAAGUGGCAAUACAAGUGAUGCAGUUGAGUGUUCAGGAACUGCGAAUUCUGGAGGAAUUGUUUCUACUUCUGGUAGGCCUGCCACUAUUAAUAGAAAUUCUCUUGGUCGGCCUCUUCCAUCAAGGCCUUGGGAGAAAAACUAUGGAAGCAACAACUAUAGAGGUUAUGGGUCUACUAUGAACUACACUUCUGGCAUAGGUUCUGGAAUGUAUGGUUCAUAUGGUGGUUUGGGAGGAGGCAUGUAUGGUGGAGGGAUGAAUGGUAAUGGCAUGUACAGGGGAGGUUAUGGUGGGCUUUAUGGAUCUGGGAUGUACGGGGGUGGAAUGUAUAAUGGUGGUUUUGGAGGUCCAAUGGGUGGUUAUGGAAUGGGUCUGGGAGGCCCUUAUGGUGUUCAAGAUCCAAACAAUCCAUCUGGCGGUCCUUCAUCCCCUCCUGGGUUUUGGAUAUCACUUCUUCGAGUGAUGCAAAGUGUAGUAAGCUGUUUUGGCCAGAUCUCAAUCCUUAUUUAUCAAAAUACACAGGCCUUCCACAUGUUCAUUACUGCACUUCUUCAGCUUGUCGAUCGCACUGGUUUAUUAUACGGAGAGUUAGCUAGAUUCGUACUGAGAAUACACGGAAUCAAACGAAAGCCAAGGAAGGCUUACCCCCCAGGUCCUAAUGAACCAAAUGGCAUGAAUGCAAAUCAGAACUCUGUUGAGGGACCAAGGGCUGCCCCUGCAGAGUCUUGGGACAAUGUAUGGAGAAACAAUCUUGGUUAAUGAAUCAAUCCUAACAGCUCAGUUUAGGAAACUUAGUUACCCCUGCCAACUGUGUAUUGAACAUUACAUGAUCGUUUGUCAAACAUAAUGUCUUGCACAAGUGAUGUAAUUCUAUAGAAGACUUCUGGGCAAUUCUUGCCCGAAAGUCGAACCCAUUUUGCACUCAUCAA
Mangifera indica (mango) is the source of this 1234-nucleotide messenger RNA. RefSeq names its product peroxisomal membrane protein 13-like. Bases 177 to 1064 code for a protein of 295 amino acids. NCBI's taxonomy places the organism in Eukaryota, Viridiplantae, Streptophyta, Magnoliopsida, Sapindales, Anacardiaceae. Gene Ontology annotation, biological process: protein import into peroxisome matrix, docking. The record is from RefSeq and is a predicted model, not a curated record. Gene Ontology annotation, cellular component: peroxisomal importomer complex; peroxisome; peroxisomal membrane. The transcript is spliced from 5 exons.